Exophiala spinifera is the source of this 2637-nucleotide messenger RNA. RefSeq lists its product as uncharacterized. Gene Ontology annotation, cellular component: pericentric heterochromatin; nucleus. Gene Ontology annotation, molecular function: ATP-dependent chromatin remodeler activity; ATP binding; chromatin binding. Gene Ontology annotation, biological process: DNA methylation-dependent constitutive heterochromatin formation; lymphocyte proliferation; pericentric heterochromatin formation. The record is from RefSeq and is a predicted model, not a curated record. The transcript has a single exon. Lineage: Eukaryota; Fungi; Ascomycota; Eurotiomycetes; Chaetothyriales; Herpotrichiellaceae. Bases 1 to 2637 code for a protein of 878 amino acids.
AUGUCUUCCACGAAACCCACAUCUUCGCCUGACGCGAGCUACCACGUUGAGAUUAAAGACGAGAAACAGGGGCCUAUGGUCAAAGAGGAGGACAGGACUGUCGUCGAUGAAGAGGAUGAAGGGGAGAUGGAUAUGAAAUCUCGAGCAUUGACGAAUUUGCUUAAGACAAGCUCGGUCUUCGUGGCCAUCAUGGCAGACAAGAUGAAGGAGCAACAGAAGCGCAAUCAAGAACAGGCGAGACGAGCCGCCACUAAACAGGAGCACCAGGCGGCGAAGGAGGGGGAGCCCAAAGGUCCAAUAAGGAAGUCAGACAGGGCGCAAGCACAGAAUACUAGCGAUACAAAAGAUCAGAUGGAAAGUCAGGGUAAGAAGAACAACCGAAGCCGAGGUCGGUCAGCGAAGGCAAACGUGGCAAAGAAGAGCAUCACAGAAUAUUUCGAUUCCAAAACUGCCAAAGCUGCGGAGGAGGGGCCAUCGGUUCAGCAAGCUCUGGCAGAAGCUGCUGAGGAGUACAAAGGAGAAGAGUUGGGUGCACAAGAACUUGUUGCAACCGAACAACCAAGUGUUGUCACUGGAGGGCAAAUGAAGAGAUAUCAGCUGGAAGGUCUUGAAUGGCUUAAGACACUUUGGAUGAACGGGCUCUCUGGCAUCCUGGCUGACGAAAUGGGUCUGGGAAAGACUCUCCAGUCCAUCUCUCUGAUUGCAUUCUUCAAAGAACACAAUAUCGCUGGUCCAUAUCUCAUCGUGGCCCCCUUGAGCACCGUUCGCAAUUGGAUCGAAGAAUUCAAAUACUGGACACCCACCAUUAACACGAUUCUCUACCACGGCAGUAAAGACGAACGCGAUGCCAUGCGCCGCAAGCGCAUGAAACUUCAGGAUCAAACCAAAACCGACUUUCCCGUUGUCGUAACCAGCUACGAAAUAUGCAUGAACGACAAAAAAUUCCUCACCAACUAUCAGUGGCGCUACAUUAUUGUGGAUGAGGGUCACCGCCUGAAGAAUAUGAAUUGUCGUUUGAUAAAAGACCUCAUGACCUAUAACAGCGCCAACCGCCUCCUCAUUACAGGCACACCACUGCAGAACAAUAUCGCGGAACUCUGGUCCCUGUUGCACUUUUUGCUCCCUGAGGUCUUCAAUGACCUUGAUAGCUUCGAGCGCUGGUUCGACUUCUCGAGCGUGCUCGAAGACAAGGACGAUCCUACCGGGAAAGCCCUUAAACGCAAGAACAACCUGGUUUCUACGAUGCAUGCCAUUCUCAAACCAUUCCUCCUCAGACGUGUCAAGACAGAUGUUGAAUCGUCCCUCCCCAAGAAAAGAGAAUACAUUCUUUACGCCCCACUCUCGGCUGAACAGAAGGAUUUGUACAGAGAAAUCCUUGCUGGGACUAGCAGGACCUACCUCGAAGAUAAAGCCGUCGAACGGAUUGAAGCCCGUAGUCGAGCUGCGAGUCUGAAACGCAAAUCCAACGGUAGUGGCCGUUCCACGCCUGUCAAAAGUCUGAAGACAAGUCGUGCAUCGACCCCUGCGUCUGCAGCAUCGGUUGGUUCCACGCGGCGAGGCAGAAAAGCCGCUCCGACGUCCUACCGAGAUGUGAGUGACAGAGAAUUCAACUCUCGCUUGCGUCGUCUUGAGCGUGGAGAAGAGGAUAUCAAUUUAGAUACCGCUUCACCUCCCCCAGACACGCCUGGCUUCUCAUCGGAAGAUGCCGAAGAGCUCGAGCGUGCGCAGACACUCAAAUUAGCCAAGAAAGAGAUUGCCAGCAAGAAGCUUCAGAACCCGAUCAUGCAGGCACGGCUUGCCUGCAAUUCUCCACAUAACUUCUAUUGGCCAUGGAAGCCUGCAACGGCCGAUGAAGAGGCGUCUGGAAAUUUUCCUGCUGUCGAUGAGACACUGGUCACGGCUAGCGGGAAGAUUCUACUGCUCGACACACUACUCCCACGUCUUUUCAAACUUGGCCACAAGGUCCUGAUAUUCAGCCAGUUCAAAACGACGUUGGACAUUUUGGGGACAUAUGCGAGCGACCUCAGAGGCUGGAAAUGUUGCCGCAUCGAUGGAAGUGUGAGCCAAGAGGAGCGGUACGAACAGAUAACAAGCUUCAACACUGAUAAAUCUUUCAACUUGUUCCUGUUGAGCACCAGAGCAGGCGGUCAGGGCAUCAAUCUGACCGCGGCUGAUACAGUAAUUCUGUUCGAUAGCGAUUGGAACCCACAGCAGGAUUUACAGGCCAUGGACAGGGCCCAUCGCAUCGGGCAGACGAGACCAGUCAUUGUGUACAGGCUUGCGACAAGAGGCACGGUGGAAGAGACACUGUUGUUCAAGGCCGAUGCCAAACGAAAACUGGAGAAGCUCAUCAUCCAAAAGGGCAAGUUCAAGAGUUUAUUAGCCGAGGGAGAUGUGGAUGAUGUGCGCGGCGUGCUGGAAGGGGAUGAAUUCGAGAUGUAUGAUAUCCAGAGUAAAGAGGGUGGGAAGAUUCUGGGUGAAGACGAACUCAAGAUUCUUACCGAUCGCAGUGACGAGGCUUAUGAACGUGCCGAGAAGGGAUUGGAUGUUGGUGGUGAAGGGCGGGUCUUCAGGGUGGCAGAUACGAAAGGAGGCAGCGAUGUACUUGAUGACUUGACGGUCCGAAGUAAGAGUUGA